AUGAGCGGGACUGGCUUCCUCAGCGCAAUGUUGGACUACAUCGCCGACCCCGCAGGACGCGACGGGUGCGACCCUAGGAGCGCGCCUGACGGCACCAUGCUGGAGAGCAGGUUCCCUGCCUUCAACGACGUGCUGGGCUGCGGCAUACUGCCCACGAGUGAGGACGACGUCCUUGCCUCGCCGCGUGGCCAGAUGCGCGAGGAGGGCGCCAGCCGCUACAGGGGCGGCUUCGAGGCCAACCUCUUCCACGGCGAAGGUGUGCUCGAGUGGUCCUCGCGGGCCCGCUACGCCGGCGAGUUUCGGGCGGGCCAGUACCACGGCGCUGGCACGUUCGAGUGGCCCGACAGGAUCGCUGCAUACCACGGACAGUGGGCGGAGGGCGAGAUGCACGGCCGCGGCGUCCUCUCCGCCGCCGCCGCCGUGGGCGCCGCCGGCGAACCGCCGGGAGACCGCGAGCCCGGCGAGCGCUUCGUGUACGUCGGCGAGUUCAGCAGGGGCCACAUGGAGGGCCUCGGGCGCGUCACAUUUGUGUCGGCAGGCGAACGCGUGGACCGCUACAAGGGCAGCUUUUCCGCCAGUGUGCUCCGUGGGCCUGGCACCUUCACGUGGGCAGAGGGGGACACUCUCUCGGGCAUGUUCGAGGACGGCUACUGCAACAGCGUCGGGCGGAAGGCCUACGCCGACGGCCGCGUGUACCAGGGCGAGCUGCGGGAGGACCUGGAACACGGCAGGGGCGUGCUGCUGGCCGGCGGCGCCCGCGUCGCCGGCAUCUGGCGCGCGGGGGAGUGCGUCGAGGAGCUGCGCGAGGCCUUCGUGCCAGCGCUCGACCCCGACGCCGCCGAGGGCGAGGAGAGCCGCGGGUCCCCUGGCAAUCGCAACUGGAGCGGAGCGGAGGUAUUUUCCUUCAGGGUUUGGCGCUAG
Messenger RNA from Prorocentrum cordatum, 921 nucleotides. NCBI's taxonomy places the organism in Eukaryota, Dinophyceae, Prorocentrales, Prorocentraceae. The record is from the annotation of a GenBank genome assembly.